UGAAGAUGGCGGCCGUUGUAGAAGGAGUAGAGCGAGGUUUUGAAGCCGUGGAUUGCGACUCGGCGUUACCGAGAUUGUCUACACCACCUCCCGAUCAACCACACCAGAACAACCCGCUAUUAGGACUUCCCAUUGUGGCGAUUGAGACGAUUUUCAAUUUCCUGGCUUACGACGAAAUCAGCCUUAUACGCUUGGUAUGCAAGCGCAUGGACAUGAUCUGUCAGCGCAUACUGAACCAAGGCUUCCUCAAGGUGGAGCGCUACCACAGCCUUUGCCAGAGGCAGGUCAAAGCCCAGCUGCCAAGGCGGGAGUCCGAGCGGAGGAACCACUCACUGGCCCGUCAUGCUGACAUCCUGGCUGCUGUAGAAACGCGCCUCUCCUUACUCAACAUGACCUUCAUGAAAUAUGUGGACUCAAAUCUCUGCUGCUUCAUCCCUGGCAAGGUGAUUGAUGAGAUCUACCGUGUGCUGCGAUAUGUGAACUCUACACGCGCUCCCCAGCGGGCUCACGAGGUGCUGCAGGAGCUGCGGGACAUCUCUUCCAUGGCCAUGGAGUACUUUGAUGAAAAGAUUGUCCCCAUCCUGAAGAAGAGGCUUCCCGGGGCCGACCUGUCAGGGCGCCUCAUCGGAUCUGCCCCAGUGGCCGGCCCCUCCACCUCCCUGACCACCAUGUCCCUGCUGGCCAAGAACACGCCGUCGCGCUCUGAGAUGACCAAGGUACAGCAGCAGAUGAAGGUGAACGGGGUGUCCAUGACUGCACUGCGGCGGGAGAUGCAGGAGGUGCGCGUCAAGCAGCUGGAGCAGCAGAAGCAGCUGCAGGACCAGGAGCAGAAGCUGCUGGAGCAGACGCAGGUUAUCGGGGAGCAGAAUGCCCGGCUGGCUGAGCUGGAGCACAAGCUCAGGGAACUGAUGGACAGUGCGGUGGGGGGAGGGGCCAGGCCAGCCGUAGCCUCCACCUCCUCGGCUUCUUCCUCAACAGGCUCAGCUGCUGUCGCCACGUCACCCAGCAACAUGGCCACAGCGGUGGAGUCACAGGGCAGCCCGCCCCUGAAACGCACCAGGAAGAGCUCAGACCUGCGUCAGUCCAAACGCCUGCGCAGCAAGAAAUAGGACACUCAAUGUUUUUAGUUUUUGGGGGUUCAGUCUGAUUGGACCUCCCAUGUCCUGUGACAUAAUUUCAAUUCUUAUUGUUUGGAAUGUAUUUAAGAGAGGGGGGGGGGGGGUCAUGGUAAGGAGUCACUGUUUCCCUGGCAUUGUAUCCCCCUUGUCAUUGCCCUCUCAAAUUCACACAAACUACACCAUGGACAUGUUUAUGCUGAUUAGACCAGCAUAUUUGGGCAAGAGUGCUGGUAGUCUCCACAGUUUAACCACUGACUCUAAAGCCACUAAGAAUUUGCACAUUAGUUGAAGAGGCGAGGGUUAUGUUAAAGUCUAAAACACUCUAUUUGUGUUCACUCUUGCUUGUCUAUCAACAAAAGUCAAUCCACAUUAGGGUUUCGGCUCCUAGUCGGGAGAGAGUCCUUGCGGUGAAGACGAGAAGUACGGAGUAUACACAUACACACAGACUUUUAUCUAUGUAAAGUCCUGUGUAGCUCAGUUGGUAGAGCAUGGCGUUUGCAACG
Molecule: messenger RNA, 1621 nt
Organism: Coregonus clupeaformis (lake whitefish)
Lineage: Eukaryota; Metazoa; Chordata; Actinopteri; Salmoniformes; Salmonidae
Product: F-box only protein 28-like
Exons: 5
Coding region: 6-1109 (367 amino acids)
Biological process (GO): protein polyubiquitination
Molecular function (GO): protein binding
Source: RefSeq, a predicted model, not a curated record